Diaporthe batatas is the source of this 2612-nucleotide messenger RNA. RefSeq names its product DNA-directed RNA polymerase III subunit C82. Gene Ontology annotation, cellular component: RNA polymerase III complex. Gene Ontology annotation, molecular function: single-stranded DNA binding. Gene Ontology annotation, biological process: DNA-templated transcription. Lineage: Eukaryota; Fungi; Ascomycota; Sordariomycetes; Diaporthales; Diaporthaceae. The record is from RefSeq and is a predicted model, not a curated record. The transcript is spliced from 4 exons. The coding region runs from base 300 to 2327 and encodes 675 amino acids.
GCGGCGCACAUGGAGGGGCAGCCAAAGUCGCAUGCGACUCACUCGCAAAUUUGUCGUUACCCACCAGCCAAAAUUUCCUGCUACAGCUUCACUACCCGACUUCACUUUUGGAUACCUUUGUACUUUCAGACGGCUGCCUGUUGUUUCGUUCGUCAGUCACGAACCCUCUUGCCGUUACCAAAUGACUCCACGGUAGCAUUAAAGGCCAACUUGGGAUAGUGAGAGGAUCUCAAGCGGCCGCAUCUCCAGCAUCCACCCAUUUCCGCCUGCAUCUUCAUCCCUCCGACUUGCCUGUUGCGAUGCAGGUGACUAAAAGCCUUGCUGAGCUGUGUGCUCUCCUCGUCGACGAUGUCUACGGCGAACUCCCAUCCCGCAUCUUUUCAGCCCUCUUGAAAAAGGGCAGAUCGUCUAUCCCCCAGCUCAUCCAAUAUACCUCGCUCAACACACGCCAACUUCGCCAUGGGCUCGUCGUACUCGUUCAGAACAAUCUUCUCUAUUGGAAAGUAGAAUCCGGCCAUGCCGUGUACGCACCAAAUAUCGACGCAGCCUAUAACAUCGUUCGCAUCGGCAAGAUACUUGACAUGAUCGGUGCGGUAUACGGCGAAGAAGAGAAGGAAGUUGCUCAAAACUUGCUGAGCAUGGGCCAUGCCAAGGUCGAAGAUCUCAGGGACGCCUACCAGGCUAAGUUCAACCAAGCGGCACGGCACGCGGCUGCCGUCAAUGGAGAUGCAAAUCACGGCAGCGGCGACGGCGACGGCGACGGCGACGAAGACGACGACGAGAUGGAUUCUGGCCAAGUCAGGAAGGACAGCAAGACUGGACUCUAUGUCAAGUCUCUGGAGCAACUCGACGAUGUCAUAUGCCGGCUGAUCCAGGCCGAGCUGGUCGGCACCGUCACCGAAGAGUCCUUCAGGAGCUUGGAAGAUAGAUACAAAGCCCUCGAAGAUGAGAUCAUGAAGACAUUCUUCGCUGGUGGCGUCCGUGGCGCAAAGGGCAAGGAGGACUAUGCCAUCAGGAGGGCUAAACGGCUGCGGGAAAUGCGGGAUGAGCCUCUGAGUCUGAAAGGGACACUCCAAGCCAAAAUCUCCAUGAGCAAACGGAGAAAGCUCUCCGGUUGGAGCUACGCGAACGGCGGUGGUGCCUCGGAUAACGACUUACUCAUCGAUGGAAAUAUUGCCCUGCGGGUCAACUACGAGAAAUGCACCGUGGAGCUUCGCAAUCAACAGCUUGUGCAUGUCGUUUCUGAGGUCUACGGCGAGACCACCGCCGAGGUCUAUGCGGCUCUUUUGCAGCAACUCAGCAAGAAGAUAUCUAGAUGCCGAUCGGACCCAGACAUUGACCUCGGCGACGAUGAAGAAUACCCACAUGGCCGACGAGUCUCGACAAACGAGGUUUACGACAAUCUGAGCCCGUCACUUGAUGUCUCAGCUGGCAUUGGCAAGGUGGGCGCGAAGGCAACCGACCGGAAGAGCGCAAACCAGAUCCAGGAGCACCCGCCUGACAUGAAAAAGCCGCCUUUCGACGAGGCCGAGGUUGAAGGCGAGGCCAGUUCCGACGAAGACGAGAUGGAGAUUGAGGAGCAGCCUUCGGGCCAUGACGUUGAGGAUGAUGACGAAGGUGCGGACCUGAAGCCGUUCACCAACGGUGCAAAUGGAACAAAAGAAACCAAGGUCAAGUUCAACGAAAACGGACCAGCAAAGCUUUCUCGAAAGGAGCAUUUCCGCCAACAUCUUUUGCUGCUAUGUGAAAGCCAGCACAAAUUUCUCCGUCACUGCGCCAUGGAGCAGUGGACCGUCGAUUUCGAGCCCCUCCUGCGAUCCCUGCAACAGAUGGAACUAGAUGCCGUCAUUGAGCGCAGCGUCGGCCAGAGUGGGCUUCGACUGGUGCGCAUUCUCCGACGAGUGGGCAAAAUGGACGAGAAAACGCUUCCGAGCCUGGCUCUUAUGUCCAAGGGGGAAGUCCAGAAAUUGAUGUUGAAGAUGCAGAUGCUUGGUUAUGUGGACAUGCAAGAGGUUCCCCGAGACAACAACCGGAGUGCUAGCCGCACCCUGUUUUUGUACUGGACAGACACGGGCCGCUGUCUCGACCGACUUCUUGACAAUACUUACAAGGCCAUGCUUCGAUGUCUACAGCGGCUCGAGGUCCAAAGGGAGAUGGAGCGAGAGGUUCUCGACACGGUCAGGCGCGAUGACGUUCGUGGCCGGGAGAAAGAGUUGCUGGAGGGCCGUUUCUACAACCGGUUCGUCCGCAUCUCGGAGAUACAGGAGAAGCUCCUGGCUCAGAUCAUGAGACUGGACAGCCUUGUCGGCACCCUGCGGGAUUUCUAAUUGGCAAACCCUGGAAUCGGGACAAACUGCAUCAACGGCGUUCGGGGCACAAAAUUUGCAUAGAUUCACAACAUGGCGGCGUCUUUGAUGGACUCUCAUGGUCGGUUAGCCCAGAUAUGGGCAAAAAUACAUAUACCCAGUACUAAAGACGCUGGAGCGAGAUGGUAGAUAUAUCAUGGGCAGCGCUUCUUUGAGGCAUUGUGAGAGCAUACUUACCACGAAAUGCAUGCCUUUCAUGAUUUCGGGGUUCAAAAUGAAUGACCAGAGGUCGACCUGCCUUCCGGG